UUCGAUUGAAUGUCUAGUUGUUGUCGUACAUUUAAGAGGUCAAUACAUCGCCUCUACUCGUCCUACUCUGUGCGGACAAGUGAAGAGAUACCGCUGAUGAAAUAAAAGGCAUUCACACACACAUCGACAUGGGAAAAUUAACUGAAGCUGAAAAUGUUCCUCCAAGAGGUCUGGGCAUGCGUCACUUGCAGACGUUCCUGCUGUUCUUGGCGCUGUGUUUGGUGUACAGCAUGCGCGUGAACAUCAGUAUGGCCAUCGUUGACAUGACCGACACUACUAAGGAAGACCACUUCGAGUGGAGCUACAGCAUACAGUCGAUGAUCCUGUCGUCGUUCUUCUGGGGCUACGUGCUGCUCAUGCUGCCCUCUGGCGAACUGGCCAAACGCUUUGGCGGCAAGGCGCUCAUCACUAUCUCCGUUGGUGUGAAUGCGCUCGUCUCUCUGAUCCUGCCAACUGCCGCUUAUUAUGGCGGCUGGAAGUUCGUGGUGGUGUGUCGCAUACUGCAGGGCAUGUCUCAGUCGUUUGUGUUCCCCUCCAUGCACCACCUCGUAAGCCAGUGGAUACCACUAGAAGAGAAAGGCACGCUCAGCACUAUCAUAUAUGCCGGCAGUCAGCUAGGUGUGGCCAUCCAGCUCAUCUCGUCCGGGUUCAUUGCGUCUGCAUGGGGAUGGAAGGCGAUCUUCUACUCCAACGCGCUGCUGGGCGGUCUGUGGACCGUCGCAUAUAUCUUCCUCGGCGCCGCCUCGCCUGAGCAGUCCAAGAUGAUCUCACAACAUGAACUCACAUACAUUCAAACGUCUUUAGGACGAACUGAAGAACAAAAGAAACACCGCACUCCGUGGCUGAAGAUCGUGACUUGCUUCCCGUUCUGGGCGGCCGUGGUGGCGCACUGCGGACAGAACUGGGGCUUCUUCACGCUCAUGACGGAGAUGCCCACAUACAUGGCUAAAGUGCUAGAUGUCAACUUGAAAAAGAACGGCAUGCUGUCCUCUCUGCCGUACCUGGCCAUGUACCUGCUGAGCUUCCCCGUGGGCUUCCUCACCGACUUACUCAUCAGGCGCCGCUGGCUCAGCAUAACCAACACCAGGAAGUUGGCGAACUCUAUAGGUCUUUGGGGUCCGGCUCUCGCAUUAAUCGGUCUCUCUUACGCGCCUGAAGGCAACAUGGUGGUGUCCGUGCUCAUGUUGACAGUAACGCUGGGCAUCAACGCUGGUCACUUCACAGGCUACAUGUUAAUUUUGGUAGACUUGGCGCCAAACUUCAGUUCGUCUCUGAUGGCCAUCUCCAACUUCUUCGCUAACAUAACAUCUAUCAUAGCGCCCUUGAUUUGCGGUGUCAUUAUACAGGAUGAGACAGAUCCAGCAGAGUGGCGGAAGGUGUUCUUCUUGGCGUCGGGCAUCUACUUCUGUACCAAUCUGUGUUUCGUUCUGUUCACGACGUCCAACAAACAGCCCUGGAACGACCCCGAGGAAAAUGAUUCCGAAGAGAACGCAGCAAAACCUGUCGAAAAAUAAUUCUUAGGAGCAUACGACUGACGUGUGUUUUGUACCUGAACUGUUGUUGAUACAAAUACACUUACUCGUAUAUUAUGUACGAAUUACUUAAAUAAUAAGAC
This is a messenger RNA of Papilio machaon (common yellow swallowtail), 1615 nucleotides long. Its product is annotated as putative inorganic phosphate cotransporter. Gene Ontology annotation, molecular function: transmembrane transporter activity. The record is from RefSeq and is a predicted model, not a curated record. Gene Ontology annotation, biological process: monoatomic anion transport; transmembrane transport. Lineage: Eukaryota; Metazoa; Arthropoda; Insecta; Lepidoptera; Papilionidae. The transcript is spliced from 11 exons. Bases 129 to 1514 code for a protein of 461 amino acids. Gene Ontology annotation, cellular component: plasma membrane.